Molecule: messenger RNA, 1527 nt
Organism: Bufo bufo (common toad)
Lineage: Eukaryota; Metazoa; Chordata; Amphibia; Anura; Bufonidae
Gene: CANT1
Product: calcium activated nucleotidase 1
Exons: 4
Coding region: 118-1323 (401 amino acids)
Biological process (GO): proteoglycan biosynthetic process
Molecular function (GO): UDP phosphatase activity; calcium ion binding; GDP phosphatase activity
Source: RefSeq, a predicted model, not a curated record
CGCAGGAAGGCGGAAGUGCGGUGCCUGUGCUGGAUUGUGACUAUGGAGCAGUGAUCUUCCGCACAUCGGCAGCCCAGGACCAGAACACCGGGUCCUGACUUGCAAAACUGAUGCCUUAUGAAUCCCUACACACCACUGGAAUGUAAAGAGUCUAUGAACCCCCUGCGGAUCAGUGUGGGUGGUCUCCCUGUUUUGGCCUCCAUGACAAAGACUGCAGACCCCCGUUUCAGGCCACGCUGGCGUGCCAUUAUAGCUUCCCUAUUGGGCUUAGCAUUAUUGCUGUUGCUGCUCGGCUACCAUCGCUCUUCAAGCCCCAGAACGGUCUUGCCUAAUGCUCACAACUGGAAGCUGGUUCAGUCCUUAGGGGGUGAACUGUAUAAUGACACCUACCCCCUGACCCCGCCCCAGAGGACCCCAGAUGGGCUGCGCUACCAAAUUGCAGUUAUUGCAGAUUUGGACACGGACUCCCGCAGCCCCAAAGACCACACUUGGUUCAGCUACCUCAAGAAGGGUCACCUAACGCUUUUCGACAGUGGCGACCGAGUGACGGUAGAGUGGGAGAAAGAGGACAUCGUCUUGGAGACGCACUUGGCCGAAAAAGGGCGAGGAAUGGAACUGUCUGAGCUAAUAGUGUUCAAUGGGAAGUUGUAUUCGGUGGAUGAUCGUACAGGGGUCAUUUACAGGCUGGACGGAAGCAAAGCCAUACCGUGGGUCAUACUAACGGACGGAGAUGGCACAGUGGAUAAAGGUUUUAAAGCUGAAUGGUUGGCCGUAAAAGAUGAGCUCUUGUAUGUCGGGGGGCUGGGAAAGGAGUGGACGACGACUACUGGCAAGGUGCUGAAUGAAAACCCUGAAUGGAUAAAGAUAGUAGGGCCCCGCGGUGAUGUGCAGCACCAAAAUUGGGUUCCCAACUACAACUUUUUACGAGAGGCUGCUGGUAUAAAGCCCCCAGGUUACUUGAUCCAUGAGUCUGCAGCCUGGAGCGAUUCGCUACAUAGCUGGUUUUUCCUGCCACGCCGCGCCAGUAAAGAACGGUACAGCGAGAAAGAGGACGAAAUGCGCGGUACGAACAUCCUCCUACGAGCGUCUGCUGAUUUCUCUGACAUAACGCUUUCUCACGUGGGAACACAAAAUCCCACCCAUGGAUUCUCCUCGUUCAAAUUCAUCCCAAGCACAGACGAUCAGAUGAUCAUAGCUCUGAAAUCGGAAGAGAACAACGGGGAAGUGGCGACGUACAUCACAGUCUUCAUUUUGGAUGGUCGAGUCCUGUUACCCGAGACGAAGAUUGGUAACGUAAAGUAUGAAGGAAUUGAAUUUAUCUGAUGAUCUGGAAUUAAAUUAAUUUUAUAAAACAAACGCUCCAAAUGCCAUUUUUACUAUAACUGAUCAUAUUUAAUAAAGAAGAUGGUGGAAGUUUGGGAGGUAACCGGUUUUGUCUAGAAUGUACGUCUGAAACACCAGCUGGUGUCUCCUUGGUCUUUUUAUUAAAAGAUAUUUUUAAUAAACCUUCAGGUUGUUUGCAUUGUA